This is a messenger RNA of Monomorium pharaonis (pharaoh ant), 4132 nucleotides long. It is a transcript of the gene Mer, whose product is annotated as merlin. Gene Ontology annotation, cellular component: adherens junction; cytoskeleton; filopodium. The coding region runs from base 357 to 2270 and encodes 637 amino acids. The transcript has 8 exons. Lineage: Eukaryota; Metazoa; Arthropoda; Insecta; Hymenoptera; Formicidae. Gene Ontology annotation, biological process: positive regulation of protein localization to early endosome; positive regulation of early endosome to late endosome transport; regulation of cell shape. Gene Ontology annotation, molecular function: cell adhesion molecule binding; actin binding. The record is from RefSeq and is a predicted model, not a curated record.
CGAAUCGCAGCAGGAUUUGCGGGAUGUGCAACAUGCGAGAAAAUGUCAGAUGCUCGAAACAAACCGCUGUGCCUUCCAAUUAACCGUUCACGUUUCGCGAAUAGGUAUGUCAAAGACACGCCGUAUUGAAAAUUUUAGGUAUAUAAGGUCAUUUGAUUCACGUGGCUUCAUCGUAUUCCAACGAGUGUGAGUCAAAAAGGUAUUGAAAGACGCUGCGCCACGAAAUAUCUUUCAACAGCGCGCCGCAGUUCAAUACAGGUAUUGAACUGUCAUACAUGGGUUUCGAACGCCUUCGCGAUCACGAUCAGCAGUAUGUCUCUCGUAAUGCUGAAUAAACGAACGUAGCGAGAAAUAAUAUGUCACCAUUCCGGAGGAAAAAAUCCGGGAGAUCCUUCCCUGUCAAAGUUUGCACCUUGGAUGCUGAGCUCGAAUUUAAUUUGGAGUGGAGAUCGACUGGUAGAGACUUGUUUGAUCUGGUGUGCCGCACGAUUGGGCUGAGAGAAACGUGGUAUUUCGGACUUCAAUAUGAAGAUGCAAAGGGCUUUAUCUCUUGGUUAAAAUUAGAUAAGAAAGUUCAAGAUCAAGGUGUUUCGCAACAAUCAACGACAUCGUUCAUGUUCUUAGCAAAAUUUUAUCCCGAGGAUGUUGCUGAAGAACUUGUACAAGAAGUCACUCAACAUCUUUUCUUCUUACAAGUAAAGCAAGCUAUAUUGUCUAUGGAUAUUUAUUGUCCACCUGAGGCUUCUGUGUUACUCGCCUCUUAUGCUGUCCAAGCAAAGUAUGGAGAUUAUGAUGAAGUUUCAUAUCGUCCUGGAAUGCUUGCCAGUGAGGAUUUGCUUCCACAAAGAGUUAUAGAUCAGUAUCAAAUGACUCCAGAAAUGUGGGAGGAUAGGAUAAAAAUUUGGUAUGCUGAUCAUCGUGGCAUGUCUCGAGAUGAAGCAGAAAUGGAAUAUCUUAAAAUUGCGCAAGAUCUCGACAUGUAUGGCGUAAACUAUUUUCCUAUUAGUAAUAAAAAGGAAACAGAUCUUUGGCUCGGAGUAACGGCAUUGGGAUUAAAUAUUUAUGAAAAGGAGAAUAAACUGGCACCGAAAACUACGUUUACAUGGUCGGAAAUUCGUCAUAUUAGUUUCGAUGACAAGAAGUUCAUAAUCAAACCUGUGGAAAAGACAUCGCCAAACUUCAUGUUCUUCUCGCAGAAAACUCGCAUGAAUAAAUUGGUAAAGAAACAGUCAGAUGUUGGCAGCUGGGUGAGGGGCUUAAUAGCUUUAAAGUUGAACGAACAUAAUAGUGACACGGCUGCUCAUGUAUUGUUUGUUAAGAUCCUAGACCUGUGUAUUGGCAACCACGAUCUAUUUAUGAGGCGACGCAAACCGGAUUCCAUGGAAGUUCAACAAAUGAAAGCGCAAGCAAAGGAAGAAAAAUCCAGGAGGCAAAUUGAAAGAAAUAAAUUAGCACGAGAAAAGCAAUUACGAGAAGCAGCGGAAAGAGAAAAGGCUGCGAUGGAACAACGCCUUUUGCAAUACCAGGAGGAGAUACGACUGGCAAAUGAAGCUCUUAGAAGAUCUGAAGAGACGGCAGAUCUUUUAGCUGAGAAGAGUCGCGUAGCAGAGGAAGAAGCAAUGCUUCUAAGUCAGAAAGCAUCAGAAGCUGAACAAGAGAUCACGCGUAUACGAUUAAACAACAUGAAGACUGAAGAGGAAAAGGUCCAUCUAGAACGAAAGACUAGAGAGGCUGAAUUAUUAACGGAAAGACUGGUGCAAGAAUCGGAACGUAGAGCUGCUGAAGCGGAAAAAUUGAAAGAUGAACUAUUACGCGCGAGAAUUGCCGAAAAAGAAGCUAAGGAAAAACUGUUAGAGUUCCUGAGUAGAAAUGCCUACACUGCUACCAUAACCCCUGUGCCAAACCUAUUUCCUUCUACGCAAGUACUUCCAUCAGACCUACAGGCGGAUCUUCAGACUUUACAACUAGAUACAGAACCUCUACCACCUGACUUAACAUCCUAUGAUCUUAUCGGCGACGGAGACGUCGAUCAACUUUCAUUAGAAAUUGAAAGGGAGAGAAGCGAUUAUUUGGAAAAAAGUAAACAUCUGCAAGAACAACUGCGCGAAUUACGUUCCGAAAUCGAAGGUCUAAAAGUCGGUGAAAAGCAGUGCGAGUUGGAUCAGUUGCAUGAAGAACAAGUUCGACUUGGCGAGAAUAAAUACAGCACGUUGAAAAAAGUCAAGUCCGGAUCCACUAAAGCCAGAGUUGCCUUCUUUGAGGAGUUAUAGUUUUUGAGACAGUAGUGAUGGUAACAAACAUGUUUUAACAAGAUACUAGUAAAAUUUAAUUGAUACUAAUAAACUAUAAAUGCGCGUACGUGUACACAUAACACACGCACGCAGAAAAAAAAGGAAAAAGGAGAUAUCCAAACAUAGAAUACUCAAGUGUGCUAUAUUAUAGAAUAUUCCAUUUCUCGAUUAGGUGAUACUAAACUUCUUAACAAAUUUGAAAUGAUUUUUCUUUAAAAUUUUCGAAAAAGUUCUACGUAGAAAAUAUAGAAUGUUCAACAAUAAGUGGGAAGAAAUAUAAGGAGUAGAUCUAGUGAUAAAAGAUGAAAAAUUAAGAAUAAAAUUGCGAAAGCAUCUUGUUUUUUUAAUUAUAAUAUCUAAAUAAUUACAUGCUCUUUAGGCAUUUUUUACAUUAAUAUUUAAACAUUUAUAAUUAAAAAACAAAACUUUAAUAAAUUUUGUUGAUUUGUUAAUUCUAAGUUGUUUUAUUUUAACAUCUAUGCAGCACUGAUUGUGGUGGAAUAUUUUCAGAAAGAUUUCAACUUUUCACAUUUUAUUUACAAUUCUGAAAAGAUUUUAUAAAAUGUCAUGUAAAAUAUUGCAACAGAAAUAUUUUUAAAAUCUAUCACAUGAAAUACAUUGAAAAACAUACUCAAGCAUUGGAUAAAAAGUUAUGAUAUCAAAAUGAGAUCAAAUGGUUUCAAAAUAAUCAUUAAAAAUUUUGUGUGUGUGUGUGUGUGUGUGUGUGUGUGUGUGUGUGUCUUUUUAAGACUUAACAUAUCAUACUAUUGAAUUAAUGUAAAUUAUAUUAAACAAUCCUACUAAAAUCGAAACCAAAAUUUAUAUUCAUAUUUUCUAUAAAAAAUAAGAAUGUUUUAAAAAAUAUCGAUAUAACAUUGUUAUGAGUUCCAUAUGAAGAUGAUAAACAAAAUACGUAACGAUUUCAGGAAUAAGAGGCUUCUUGAUGCUUUUGCUGCAUGAAAUUGAACUAGGUCUGUAACAUGCUUACUUUCUAUUUUGCUUUAUCAAGACAAUGAAGAAGUAGAAGUAUUUUAGCUGACAAGUGAAAUUUUGAACAGAUCUAAUUUAGAAUUUUUUUUUUUUUAAUUUUCCCCACUUGUUGUUGACACUCUGUAAAAGGUUAUACUAUGAAAAACAAAACAUUCUAAGUACAUGAUCGAAAAAAAAAUUCGAUAAACCACAGAUCAAAAUCAGAUUUUGCUUUCUAAAGAAUUAAUCUUAUCGCUAAAUUAUUGCUAUUCUAAUAUUCUAUUGCUCUAAUUAUGCUACACUCUUAUUAAUUUUGUCUAACUUUAAAUAUUUAAAAUAAUAAAGUUAUUUGAAAUGCUACUGAUUAGGGGGAAUGGAACAUUCUGUAUAUACAAAAUAUGUACAUUUAACACUAUUAUAAUAUUAUAAGACAAUAUAUAAACCUCCAUACUAGAGAUGUGUGAAUCAAGGAUUUGUGGAUCGAAUCAAACUGAAAUUCUUUCGAAUACAAAUCGAAUUCCAAUAAAAUUUUUCCAGAUAUUACGUUUACUAAUUAAGGCUAAUGUCCACUUGACGCUACAAAUGCUUCGAAGCAUUUUUUGAUUGAUCAAUUUAUAAAAUUCUUUGUUUCGAUUAGUUAAUAAAAUACUACAAAGCAUUUGUAGUGUUAAGUGAACCGCAGCCAUAAAUAUAUUAAGAUAUUUUUAGUGCCAUUGCAGAUUAUUUUUAAUAGACGAGAAAAUUUAUCGUUAAAAUUUUAGAAAAUAAUUACAAAAAAAUUGCGCUAAAUAUAAAUUUAUAAUAGAUUUUAAACAAUAAAUGUAAGAGUAUGUAUUAUACUGGCAAAUAAAUAUUAAUACAUAUAUAAAUAC